This is a messenger RNA of Ostertagia ostertagi, 1467 nucleotides long. Lineage: Eukaryota; Metazoa; Nematoda; Chromadorea; Rhabditida; Trichostrongylidae. The record is from the annotation of a GenBank genome assembly.
AUGCUGGAAAUCGAUGAUACUCCUGGAGGCGCCGGUUCAGUUGAAUCAUCGCUUCUCGACCAUAGCAUGAAUAGCUCUAAUGUUCCAGUUAAUCAGAUUGAGCUAGGCGAGGAAGAAACAGUCGAGCCACCCGUUAGCGCUGAAUCGGUACUCGAUCGCCUCUCAAAAUUUCCAUAUCAAGUAUUUGUCUUAUCCGAAUAUGGGAGGCCAAUAUUUGUGUCGUGUGGUCAUGAAGAUCAGCUGUGCUCUCUUUUUGCCUUGAUAGGAGUUUUCGUGUCAAGAGUGAAGAUGUGGGGAGACCGACUGCUGCAGCUUUCAUCGGGUGAUGUGCAUGUUCGAUUUUGCCACCGAUCAUCUCUAAUACUUUGUAUAGUGUCGCGAUCUUACGAACUUCUUGAUGAUCAAUUGAAUGUGCUGUUUGACCAAAUAGUUUCUACUCUGUCGAGGUCACAGUUGGACAUAGUCUAUAAGAAGAAGGGAGAUAACUAUGAUUUGCGGCGACUGCUCAGAGGGACCGACAAGUACAUGGACAGUAGUGUGUCAGCGUGGCGCACUGAUGUCUCCCUGCUUCAGUCAGCCAUUCGAGUGCUUCCAAUGCAGCCGUCUGACAGGGACUAUUUGUCUUCUACGAUGGUGUCGUGCCUCACAGCCGCAAAGCUUGACGGAGUUCUUUUUGGUUUGAUGAUUGCCCAUCGGCAAGUAGCAGCCAUGGUGCGCCUCAGACGUUAUGCGUUACAUCCUCGUGACACUCAUAUUCUCUUGAAUCUUAUUUCGGGGAACAGCUCUCUCCGAAUCACGGAAGCGCAGACGUGGACACCAAUCUGUUUGCCAAACUUCAAUGACAAAGGUUUCGUCUAUGCUUACAUUUCGUUUCCGUGGGAAGAAAGUGCGGCUUGCCUCAUCUUGAUCUCUGUGAAAAAGGAUCAUUUCGAUCCAUUAAACGAGGUUCUAUCAGUUUGUUGCUUAUGGAUAGCUGAAGGACUCAGCUCGAAAAUUUUGAAAUUUUUAGGUGAAAAAGAAGAUUGUGGAAAAACUAGAGAGCAACGCCUAAGUUCUUUCCCAGUUUCAAGUCUUCUGUCGAAUCUCCUGUUGCAUUCAGCAUAUCACAGCAUUGUACUGGUAGCGACGUUUUGUGGUCGUUUGUCUAUAAAAAUAGAUCUUCUCGUCAAGUAUGUAUAUCUGGUGCCAAGUAAAGUACCUCUGAUCUCACGUGCUGAGAGAAUCGCUACACGGUCGUUGUAUGAAAGAAUCACGCAUUUGGUGCGUGAGGAACCCCACAUGCGAUGCCUCUUUCUGAAGCGAAGUCGUGAUAAUGUUCUUGUAUGGGUGACUGACAAGUUUGAGCUGCAGUGCGUAUUCAGCCCAUUGGUGUCGGCCGUUAUGGCGACCACAAUGGUUGAUCGCUUGCUGAAGACGUUAAAAUAUCAUGAACAACGAUAUUUCAUCAUACAUACGCCGUCUUUCUAA